AAUCUUCAAGUAUCCAACGAGAUAUAGCUAAACUAAAUACAAAUAAACCAAUGAAUCAAUAAAUUAAUUAUGAUCCUAAAAUAUCUGAUGAUGAUAUUGUGCGUGUUUAACAUAAAACCUGGACAAAGAUGCAUUUUGAAUUCAAGACGAGACUUCGGCCAGCCUCUCCCUGUAAUUAUUCGCAAUGGCAGGCUCCUAGAGCCCACAGACAAAUACGGAAACGUUGAAAUAGACAAUGGGGAAACUCUGACUUUAAGCUGCGGAGAGUCGAGAGUGAGGCAUCCAAACGCGAACAAGCAUUUUGAAGUUGCGACGGUCACGUGCCAGGGCGGUGAUACGUUUACGAACAACGAUUGGAUCACAGCGCCCUCUAGCUUCUUAUUUUUCUCGUGUGAUAUUCCCCCGGUAUACAAGAGCAAGCGUACGAAUCGGACCUGUCACAAUAAUAACAAGAUUUUUGAAGUCGGCUACCCAGUCCGCGACGAUUUCUACCCAAUUUACGAAACCUGCUUCGACGAGUGGCGUCUCACCCCCCUUUAUUCUGUUUACACGCAGAAGCCUUAUAACGCUCAGUUCCAGCAACACGUCGAACGGCCCUACUUCGUUGAAGACGACGCGUAUCGUCACUUGUCUGUGUUCAAACUAUUCUCGCCUAGAGGCUUAGAGGCUGCUGUUAGAAAACGUGUCGGCGGACACGCCGCCAAUGACUACAUUACCGCCGAAUCAUUUCUGUCUAGAGGACAUUUAGCAGCUAAAACCGAUUUCGUAUACGCGUUCGGGGAGAGAGCGUCCUUUCAUUAUGUCAACUGCGCCCCGCAGUGGUACGGUUUCAAUAGCGGAAAUUGGAACACUUUGGAAGUGGAUUUGAGGAACCGCGUCCACGCAGCCGGCUAUGACACCGUUAUGUACACCGGCACGUAUGGCGUGAUGGAGCUACUCAACAGCUCUGGGAGUACGGUGGACGUGCAUCUUUACGACGACGUAAACAACAAUCCGCUGAUACCGGUACCGCUAUAUUUCUACAAAGUCGUAUACGAGCCGAGCUCUAAGCGCGGUACAGCAUUUGUCGGAAUCAACAAUCCAUUUUACAGUUCCGUCAGUAGAGAGAGCGUGAUGAUCUUUUGCUCUGAUCAAUGCGCUAAUAACACCCAAUUUUCAUGGUUGACUUGGAGUCCUAGAACAAAAUCUGAGGGAAUCUGCUUCUGCUGCACAGUGGAGCACUUUAGGCAAGUCAUUCCACAUUUACCACCAUUCGAAGUGACCGGAUUGCUAAGUUAA
Bombyx mandarina (wild silkworm) is the source of this 1278-nucleotide messenger RNA. RefSeq names its product salivary endonuclease. Gene Ontology annotation, cellular component: nucleus; mitochondrial inner membrane. The record is from RefSeq and is a predicted model, not a curated record. Gene Ontology annotation, molecular function: metal ion binding; RNA endonuclease activity; nucleic acid binding. Gene Ontology annotation, biological process: apoptotic DNA fragmentation. NCBI's taxonomy places the organism in Eukaryota, Metazoa, Arthropoda, Insecta, Lepidoptera, Bombycidae.